AUGACGACCUGGGUAGCUCAGGUCGCCAGUGUCCGUCAGUUCAACGUUGCGAAACGAAGACUUGUUACUAGAGAUGCCACGGUCGCUCCAGUCCGAAAGGAAGAGUUCUCGUCGUUCGAGCACCCGAGAUCAGUCAUGGAAGAGUUGGUUCGAGAAAUAAGUGUAUUCUGUAUGUGGAAGGAGAUUCAUGCAUUGAACAUCGCCACUGCGGAAUGA
Necator americanus (New World hookworm) is the source of this 216-nucleotide messenger RNA. RefSeq lists its product as uncharacterized. NCBI's taxonomy places the organism in Eukaryota, Metazoa, Nematoda, Chromadorea, Rhabditida, Ancylostomatidae. The transcript has 2 exons. The record is from RefSeq and is a predicted model, not a curated record. The coding region runs from base 1 to 216 and encodes 71 amino acids.